Molecule: messenger RNA, 2969 nt
Organism: Cricetulus griseus (Chinese hamster)
Lineage: Eukaryota; Metazoa; Chordata; Mammalia; Rodentia; Cricetidae
Source: RefSeq, a predicted model, not a curated record
AAUUCAUCAUACAAAUAAAAUGACUACUUCCUGGAGUGAUCGAUUGCAGAAUGCAGCAGAUGUGCCCGCUAACAUGGAUAAACACGCCUUGAAGAAGUAUCGCCGAGAAGCCUAUCACCGGGUGUUUGUGAACCGGAGUUUAGCCAUGGAAAAAAUAAAGUGUUUUGGUUUUGAUAUGGAUUAUACCCUUGCUGUGUACAAGUCUCCAGAAUAUGAGUCCCUUGGCUUCGAGCUUACUGUGGAGCGAUUAGUUUCCAUUGGCUAUCCUCAGGAGCUGCUCAGUUUUGCAUAUGAUUCUACAUUCCCUACCAGAGGACUUGUCUUUGACACACUCUACGGAAAUCUUUUGAAAGUUGAUGCCUAUGGAAACCUCUUGGUUUGUGCACAUGGAUUUAACUUCAUAAGAGGACCAGAAACUAGAGAGCAGUAUCCAAAUAAAUUUAUCCAGCGAGAUGACACUGAAAGGUUUUACAUUCUGAACACACUAUUCAAUCUUCCAGAAACCUACCUGUUGGCCUGCCUAGUAGAUUUUUUUACUAAUUGUCCAAGAUAUACCAGUUGUGACACAGGAUUUAAAGAAGGGGACCUCUUUAUGUCCUACCGGAGCAUGUUCCAGGAUGUAAGGGAUGCAGUCGACUGGGUCCAUUACAAGGGCUCCCUUAAGGAAAAGACAGUUGAAAAUCUUGAGAAGUAUGUAGUCAAAGAUGGGAAAUUGCCGUUGCUUCUGAGCCGGAUGAAGGAAGUAGGGAAAGUGUUUCUUGCCACUAACAGUGACUAUAAAUACACAGAUAAAAUCAUGACUUACCUGUUUGAUUUCCCACAUGGACCCAAGCCAGGAAGCUCCCAUCGACCGUGGCAGUCUUACUUUGAUCUGAUUUUAGUGGAUGCACGGAAACCACUCUUUUUUGGAGAAGGCACAGUGCUACGUCAGGUGGACACUAAAACUGGAAAACUGAAAAUCGGUACCUACACAGGCCCCUUGCAGCAUGGCAUCGUCUACUCAGGAGGCUCAUCUGAUACGAUCUGUGACCUGUUGGGAGCCAAGGGCAAAGACAUUUUGUACAUUGGAGAUCACAUUUUUGGAGACAUUUUGAAGUCAAAGAAACGGCAGGGGUGGAGAACUUUCUUGGUGAUUCCUGAGCUUGCACAGGAGCUUCACGUCUGGACUGACAAGAGUUCACUUUUUGAAGAACUUCAGAGCUUGGAUAUUUUCUUGGCUGAACUCUACAAGCACCUUGACAGCAGUAGCAAUGAGCGCCCAGACAUUAGUUCCAUCCAGAGACGGAUUAAGAAAGUAACUCAUGACAUGGACAUGUGCUAUGGGAUGAUGGGAAGCCUCUUCCGCAGUGGCUCCCGGCAGACACUCUUUGCCAGUCAAGUGAUGAGGUAUGCUGACCUCUACGCAGCGUCUUUCAUCAACCUGCUGUACUACCCGUUCAGCUACCUCUUCAGAGCCGCCCAUGUCCUGAUGCCUCAUGAAUCAACAGUGGAGCACACACACGUGGAUAUCAACGAGAUGGAAUCCCCUCUCGCCACCCGGAACCGCACAUCUGUGGAUUUCAAAGACACCGACUACAAGCGGCACCAGCUCACAAGGUCCGUUAGUGAGAUUAAGCCGCCCAACCUCUUCCCGCUGGCUCCCCAGGAGAUUACACACUGCCAUGAUGAAGACGACGAUGAAGAGGAGGAAGAGGAAGAAUAAGGAGGCAAACUAAAACCCUGAGCACCCAUCAGCAAGUCUGGCAGGACUCACGGGGCAAGGGUGGCCUUGUUUCGAUUCUGUUAGGGAGGGUGGGUGGCCCUCAUCAGAAGUACAUUUGGAAAGUUUCAGAAGGCUUUAAAUAAUUCUAAUCAUAGCUCCUCACUUCAGUUUUGUGUAUCUGUAUUCUCUGCAGAUAGUUCGAAACUGUAGGAAGAUGAGGUAAAGUCGGGUGGGACUGCGUGCAGAUGGCACCCUGUGGUUGUGAUGGUGUCUCCUUGUCUGUCUCCAUCAUCGGGGUGCCAUCUGCACACACUGCGGGUGGGGGAGGGCUGCAGAGCAGAGCCGAGAGCCUGGUGGGAAGAGGUGAGCCACACCACCGAGUUACUGCAGACUGUGCUGUUGCUGCCCCCCCCCCCCCCCCCAUCCAGUGCAUCACCCCGUAUUUGCACAUCCGUGGGGAAAUGCACUGGCUUCAGUGUCAGGUGCAGUCAGUCCUCUGGCAGGUCAGGUUCCUUAGCUUUUGGGUUUCCCUGGUGGCCCUGGCAAGGCUGCUGCUGUGUUGGUUCCUUCCUGGGUUUCCUUGCUGGAGUGAUUUUAGACUAGACCACAGGGGUUUGAAUUUGAGGCACAAGUCCUCAUCCUUGCUACAUUUUAAAAAAUUGGUAGCACAAAUGCUUUUUUGUUAAAUAAAAACAAUCCUUUUGGGGAAUGUCGCUGAAGAUGCAGAGGCACAAGUUCCCAGAGAACAGCAGCUGUUGCUUACAGCCGGAGCUGCUGUCAUCGUGAGGACUGCAGGGGGACCCUGCUCCUACGCACACAGAUGGGAGGGGGCUCUGUAGCAAAAGGCACAGUGAGAAUCGGUUCACUUGAGAGUGCUGCGGGAAAUUACUCCCUGCUCUGAAUAAAGCAAGAGCCUGUGAAGAUGAAGUCAUGUGACUGCCCUGCCAGUGCAGGGAGUUGCCCAACACUUGGAACACUUUUCUAGAUUCUUGCUUUAGCUUUCAUUUGUUUUCUUCCAUUCUUGGCCCUGGUCACUAGGGUACUGGCUGCUCUAGAGCUUAGUAAAGUGUAUGUCUAAUGCUGACACCACUCUUGUGUAAAACAGCUGUCAACUGUCACAGCCGUUGGUCUGCAGAUGGCUUUAGGCUUGGCAUGCUCUCAAAGGAAAUCACAUUUUCAAGAUUGCUAACUAUAUCUGUAUCACUUUUAGUUCAAGAACAUGCUCUUAUGUACAGUGUUUCAUAGGUAUAAAGAUUUUUUUCAUCAA